UUUGUAAAUGCAGUGGUGGUUUUCUAUCUAUAAUUACUUUGUUGUCAAAUAUGCCAUUUCAGGUUUGAGAUAUUUGCGGCUAUGUGAGGGCCGUCCAAAAGACAAAGACAAAGGACCCGGAUUGUUGCGUUAAAAAUGUUGCACCACUACAAUUAUUCCACCUCAUUGAGCCAUUUCCUCAGCUACCACCAACUGGAAGAACAAAACGCGAGCGAAAACGACCACACCAUAUCGAGUGCUCUCUGUGAUGAACUCUCCCAAGAGGACGAUCUGCGAUGUAGGAGCAACUCGUCCGCGUCCAACAAUAAAUCUUUCACCAUUGCUGCGAUAUUAGGUUUAAAGAACGAUGGCAAAGACAUGAGUCCCGCACUCGGUGAAUUAAGUGUCAUGAAUUUGAGCGUUCAUCCCGCUGUGAGUGCCGACCGGUCUUUAGCAUGUGGGAGACUUCAGCUUCCGGUGCAUCGACACGGAACCGCCGCCACCGCCGCCGCCGCCGCCGCCGCAGCAGCCGCCGUCGCACAACACUACUCAGUUGCUCAGGGUUGUCCAUCUAGACAAUCAGUGAGAGGUUUAAAACACAUGUCGCCGUCAAGUUUGCAACAGGCGAGUAAAAAGAAUUGUAAGAGCAAACGUGUGCGGACAAUCUUCACUCCCGAGCAGUUGGAACGUCUGGAGGCGGAAUUCGAGAGGCAGCAAUACAUGGUCGGACCAGAACGUCUCUAUUUAGCCCACACUCUACAACUGACGGAGGCUCAAGUGAAGGUUUGGUUCCAAAACAGGAGAAUUAAAUGGCGAAAACACCAUUUGGAACUGACUCAUCAACGGCUGGCAGUUUUGAAGCAACAGCAAUUGAUGUUGGACGACUCUCAUCCGGACGUGCAGGACACGAAUAGUUCCGGCACAGAUACGUGAAAGGAAACAGUUUGAACGGUGGAAAAAUUCAAUUUGUAAAUAUCUAAGAACCCGUGGAACGUAGUGCAACACUUGAAACCAAAGCCCAACUUUUGAUUCAU
Molecule: messenger RNA, 1013 nt
Organism: Aethina tumida (small hive beetle)
Lineage: Eukaryota; Metazoa; Arthropoda; Insecta; Coleoptera; Nitidulidae
Product: homeobox protein BarH-like 1b
Exons: 5
Coding region: 136-912 (258 amino acids)
Biological process (GO): neuron differentiation; central nervous system development; regulation of DNA-templated transcription
Molecular function (GO): DNA binding; DNA-binding transcription factor activity, RNA polymerase II-specific
Source: RefSeq, a predicted model, not a curated record